Ilex paraguariensis (yerba mate) is the source of this 1325-nucleotide messenger RNA. The record is from the annotation of a GenBank genome assembly. Lineage: Eukaryota; Viridiplantae; Streptophyta; Magnoliopsida; Aquifoliales; Aquifoliaceae.
AUGCAACAAGUUGAGAAGAUGAAGUUGAAAGUUGAAACAACAAAACCCCACAAUUAUAUCUAUAGGUUGUUCAUGACCUCCAUCAUGGAACAACCUCCUUCAAAUUCAAAGCUACAAGAUGAGCCUGAGUUCAGCUUAAAGGAAUGGACAAUCAAGGCUCGAAUCAGCCGAGAAAAUACAAGGUCAAGAAGGUUUUCAGCUUCAAAUCUUAGAAGUUUCAGGGAAGACACAAGGUCUUUCAGAUCAAACAUAACCAUCUCUAGCACCGCUUCCUCUCCUGGAUACCUAGUAAGAGAGGAAAUCGACCCAUCAACGUACUCAUUUACCACUGCCCUCAAUGCUUUGCAGGCUAGAACGAUUAACACUUGGGAGUGUUUAUCACCGGAUGGGUUUGCUCUCAAUUCCAAAUGGAACGAGGCAGAGAAAUACAUAUGCAACCCACUCUCAGGAGAAGUUCCAAUGGAGUGUUUGUCUGCCAAGACACUCAGUGGAAGAUCGUUUCGCCACUUAACGAGUAGAAUUACAAUGUCUGCGCCUCUUAUUUAUCCUUCUCACUCGCGGCUCAUCCAUUCAAAACCUUAUGUCACUACGCCUGCGCAUGAAGUUCACGUUCCUAAACAAGAGAAGAAAAGGGAGAGCAUGACCAGAGAUGUGGGAACUCAGAGCACACCACCGGACCUUAGUUCAAGUAGUCCUAGUCCUGCUCCCACUCCUUCCAUUGAAGAAAGGUCGAUAAAGUGCAGCGAAGCAGAAGGCGGGUAUUCAUCUAAUUUUAGUGCAAAAGGGAAGUCUGAGGAUGAGGUGGAAGUGAAAGAAGCAAGAAAGCAAGAGGACACAAAGAAAGUGAAGCAAAUGUGCAGGUGCAGGCAAGGGGGGUGCUUGUCUUGGAGGAGUUUGCUGAUGAGAAAGAGGCAGCGAGACAAACACAAACCAAGCAAGAAGAAUAUCUUUCCAGCUUUACCACAUUAAUGGGUGCUGCAAAGAAUUAACAUUUCCCGCUAUGGAUUGAUAGAUUCUCUCUCCCCUAUUUUUACCUCUAGAUGCUUAAAAGAAUUACACUUCUGGCCAGGAAUUGAGAGAUUCUCUCUCUCUCUCUCCCUUCAGAGAUGUGAUGAGCACUUGGUAACAUGGUGGGGAAAUCUGAGUACAAUCAUGGUGGACAGAGGUGAAGGAUAGGCUAGGGGCCAUUGUGUUUGGGUUUUUUUUGUAGUGGUGGCAGUACUGAUGUUAUGUUAAUUUGUUCUUAUUCUGGUGGAAUGGCUGAUGACAGCUUGGGCUUCACGUGCCUGCUUUUUGAUACUUUCUCUCUCUCUCUCGCUCUCUCU